AUGUCUACCCAGGCCGGCCCUAUUGACGAGCUUGUUAACUACAAGAAGGCUAUCCUUCGUGACGAGAGACGAGAUACUCGCAUUCGCAAUGAUAUCGAGUCUACCCUCGAGUUUCUCUCGCAGCGGAAAUCCGCCUUCAUCUCUCCCAACGACAACAGGUCUGCUGGUCCUUUCACUCCUCCGGCGCACACGAGAUCCAACACCGGUCUUUCCAAUGCCAUGACCUACCCUCAGAUCUCGCGUCCCAUGGAGUAUUUUCCCGCCAACGCCUACAGCAACCACAAUGAUAUGGAGAAAGGAUCGGUAGACGUGAAGCAGGGCGCACACGCACCACCCGCGGCUCAUGCUCCCGCUGCUCACCACGACGACCACCACCACAUCUCCGCAGGGCCACACACUUUCAAGGAACGCCUCAAGCAUUUUACAUUUGCUUGGUAUGCCUUCACUAUGGCGACAGGAGGAGUGGCAACGAUUCUAUCGGUUGUCCCAAAUCGCUUCCCGGGCCUCACUGGUCUUGGAAUCUUCCUCUUCAUCUUCAAUCUCAUCUGCUUCACUCUGAUCACCAUCCUCAUGAUCACACGCUUCGCCAUCUAUCCCGAACGCCUCAAGCCAGCCUUCACCAACCCCCAUGAAGGAUUCUUCUCCGCCACCUUCUGGCUCUCGAUCGCCACCAUCAUGAACAACGCCGUCGCUUACGGUAUCCCGAACACGGGACCGUGGCUCGUCGAAGGCCUUCGCAUCGGCUUCUGGAUCUAUACUAUCGCCGUCACUUUCCAUGCCAUCAUCUACUACCACGUCCUCUUCUCCGUCAAGAAACUGGUGCUCACCAACGUGCUUCCUGGGUGGGUCCUGCCGAUCUUCCCUGCUAUGCUGGUUGGGACCAUCGCUUCUACCAUUACCAAGACCCAGCCGCAGGAGCACGCUAUUCCAAUCCUCGUCACCGGACUCACAUACCAAGGUCUCGGGUUCAUGGUCGCUCUGAUGAUGUAUCCGCUGUACUUCGGACGACUCCUGACCUCCGGUCUCCCCAUCUACCUCUCCCGCCCCGCCAUGUUCAUCGCUGUCGGCCCGCCCGCCUUCACUGGCCUCGCCUUCAUCGGCAUGGCACAAGACAUCCAAAUCCUCAAGCUUUUCGACGGAUACACGACCCUCCCCGGAAUCACCAACCAAUCCCUCGUCCCGGACAUGAUUGCUCUCGCGGCGCUCAUGAUCGCCAUCUUCCUGUGGCUGUUUGCCUUCUGGGCCUUCGCCAUCGCCGUCAUCGCGAUGGUGGACGGUCUCCCGCACAACGACUUCCAUCUCAACUGGUACGCGAAGGUCUUCCCCAACGUCGGCUUCACCAUCGCCACGAUCAAGAUCGGCGAACGCCUGGGCAGCAACUCGAUCCAACUCGUCGGCACCGGCAUGGCGACGGUCUUCUUCUUCGCCUGGCUGCUCAUCUUCAUCUACCACAUCCGCGCGUACGUGCAGCACAUGAUCUGCUGGCCCGGCCGCGACGAAGACGCUCACUAG
Messenger RNA from Drepanopeziza brunnea f. sp. 'multigermtubi' MB_m1, 1512 nucleotides. RefSeq lists its product as uncharacterized. Gene Ontology annotation, cellular component: membrane. The record is from RefSeq and is a predicted model, not a curated record. Gene Ontology annotation, biological process: malate transmembrane transport. NCBI's taxonomy places the organism in Eukaryota, Fungi, Ascomycota, Leotiomycetes, Helotiales, Drepanopezizaceae. Gene Ontology annotation, molecular function: malate transmembrane transporter activity.